CCUCACGCCUCCUCUUCGUGCCGUCUGAAUCUCCCCUGCGCGUCCCUCCUGUUCAUCAUGUCCUUCGCCUCCCAGACCGCCGCCCGGUGCUGCCGCCAGCUGGUGCGCCCGACCGCGACCCGCCUUUCGUCCCCGGCGUACUUGGCCCCGAGCCGGAGAUGGCAAUCCACCGAGGCUGAGGCCCCUGCUGCGCCUGCCAGCCCUAAGAUCUCGCAGAUUGUCGACCAGAUCAGCCAAUUGACGCUGUUGGAGACGGCCGACCUGGUGUCGACGCUGAAGUCCCGCCUGAAUAUCCCCGACCUGCCGAUGGGUGGAUUCGCUAUGGCUCCUGGUGCUGGACAGGCCGCCGCGCCCGCUGAGGAGGAGGAUGCUGCGCCCGUGCAGCAGGAGAAGACCCUCUUCAACCUGAAGCUGGAGUCCGUGGACCCGACCUCCAAGGCCAAGGUCAUCAAGGAGGUCAAGACCAUGCUGGGUCUGUCUCUGGUGGACAGCAAGAAGUUCGUCGAGUCGGCUCCCAAGGUGCUGAAGGAGUCGGUCCCCAAGGAUGAUGCCGAGAAGAUCAUCGAGACCCUCAAGGCGGUGGGUGCCAAGGCUAUCAUGGAAUAAAUGCGGUUUACGAGGGUGUCUUCUUUCUCUCUCUCUCUCCCCUAUGUCUUGGGGAAUUGGGUUAGAUCGACUGAUUGGGACGACGUGUGAUUGAACUGCAUCUACCAGCUGGAGUUUUGUCUCUCGCCUUUUUCUUUUUCUUUUCUUUAUCUGACGCUGUCUACUGUGUUAUAUCUGGCUCUGUAUUUCUUUUUCAUUAUCUUGUUUUUCUUUUUUUUUUCUGUUAUUUUUCUUUCCCCGUGGUAUAUCAUAUUGAGUGUCAUAUCCUAUAGCCGGAAGCGGGGAAACAAAAGGCGGCCAAUGUACAUUAUUGUGAAGGUAUUCCUGUCAUC
Molecule: messenger RNA, 938 nt
Organism: Aspergillus candidus
Lineage: Eukaryota; Fungi; Ascomycota; Eurotiomycetes; Eurotiales; Aspergillaceae
Product: mitochondrial 54S ribosomal protein bL12m
Exons: 2
Coding region: 58-606 (182 amino acids)
Biological process (GO): translation
Cellular component (GO): ribosome
Molecular function (GO): structural constituent of ribosome
Source: RefSeq, a predicted model, not a curated record